UACCGAAUGUCACUUGCUUCGUUUGAGCCUCUGCGGAUCAGCAAUCAUGGUGUAUUCUACGGCAUUAGAAGUUAUUGGAGGUUGUUUCAUAGCCUACUAUCUUAUAAAUCUCCUGAGGAGAGCUGUAACUGGCUUGAGAGCGUUUGUUCUUCCUUCGCUAGGGAUAAAAAAGAACUUAAAAUCCUUUGGUAGCUGGGCAGUGGUAACUGGAUGCACAGAUGGAAUAGGAAAAUCUUUUGUCUAUGAGCUUGCAAAAGAAGGAAUAAACAUUGUACUCAUGAGUAGAACACUAGAAAAACUUCAGAACCUUGAAGCUGAAAUAAAAUCUGUUUACAAGGUGAAAACCAAAGUUAUUGCCAUGGAUUUCAGUGGUGGAGCGGAGAUUUAUGAUGGACUGGAUGAGAAACUUGAUGGACUUGACAUUGGGAUAUUGAUUAACAAUGUUGGAGUUUCCCAUUAUCCAGAGUUCUUCACCAACAUGAAGAGAGAGGAUUGCUGGAAGAUGAUCAAUGUCAAUGACAUGUCUGUAAUCAUGAUGACACACAUCAUUCUUCCUGGAAUGGUCUCAAGGGGUAAAGGAGUGGUGAUGAAUAUCUCAUCCAGGGCUGGUGUAGAACCACUGCCGCUGCUGUCAACAUACUCAUCAUCUAAGGCUUUUGUGGAUUUCUUCAGUGAGGCCAUUGCUACUGAAUAUGCUGGAAAAGGAAUCAUUGUCCAGUCUGUCAUGCCACUCUAUGUCGCCACCAAGAUGAGUAAAAUCAAGAGGCCCAGUCUCUUUGUUCCAGGCCCAGAUGAUUAUGCCCGUCAGGCACUGGGUACCAUUGGGGUAGAACAAAGGACAAAUGGGUGCUGGAGCCAUUCUUUACAGGAAUUUGUGGUUGGGUUGAUCCCACGCUGGGUAAGAGAGAAACUGGCUUGGAAUAUCUUGAUGGCAAGUAGGAGAGCAGUUUUAAAGAAGCUAAAUCAACAAGGCAAACAGGAUUAAUAUCCAUUCACUAAUGGUAUCAUGAUAAUGAUUCUUGUGAUUUCUUUAAUCAGAUAUUUUUUACCUCUGAUUUUUUUAAGUUGAAUAAUCAAGGUGCAUCCUGGUCUAACUUGGGUACAUGUAUAAGUAACACUUAUAAAACCUAGUUAGAUUUCUUGGUGUGCAAGGCAAACAGGAUUGAUAACCAUUCACUAAUGGAUUCUAAAUGAAGUAAAUAGUUAAAUGGUAAAAUAUUUCUUGAUUUGAGUGAUGCGUUUCUAAGUUAUGAAGGUUUAUACUUCCAAUAUGCUAAUAAGUGUGACGUC
Messenger RNA from Actinia tenebrosa (Australian red waratah sea anemone), 1290 nucleotides. RefSeq names its product very-long-chain 3-oxoacyl-CoA reductase-B. Gene Ontology annotation, molecular function: oxidoreductase activity. NCBI's taxonomy places the organism in Eukaryota, Metazoa, Cnidaria, Anthozoa, Actiniaria, Actiniidae. Gene Ontology annotation, cellular component: endoplasmic reticulum. The record is from RefSeq and is a predicted model, not a curated record.